AUGGCAGAUGAACUUCUGAAGGCUUUUACCCAGUAUGCUUUAAUGGAGGGUGGCACCACUGUCCUGUCCAUUGGUGGGCUGAAAAAUCUACUUCAGAAUCAAUUUGCACAGUACCUGAAGGAUUCAUUCUCACUUGAUAACAUAUUAAAAUCGUUGGACAAAAAUAAUGAUGGAAGUGUCAGCUUUGAUGAGUUUGUGAUGAUUGUAAAAAAGAUAACAGGACAGUAA
Messenger RNA from Eurypyga helias (sunbittern), 228 nucleotides. It is a transcript of the gene S100G, whose product is annotated as S100 calcium binding protein G. The record is from RefSeq and is a predicted model, not a curated record. The transcript has 2 exons. NCBI's taxonomy places the organism in Eukaryota, Metazoa, Chordata, Aves, Eurypygiformes, Eurypygidae. Gene Ontology annotation, molecular function: calcium ion binding. The coding region runs from base 1 to 228 and encodes 75 amino acids.